AUGAGAAAGCAAAAUGAAAGCUUUGUGGUCGAAUUCAUCCUGUUGGGCUUUUCUAACUUUCCUCAACUCCAAGAGCAGAUGUUCUGGGCUUUCUUGGUGAUUUAUCUGGUGAUCUUGGUGGGAAAUGUCACAAUCAUAGUUGUCAUCUGCCUGGACCAGAGCCUCCACAUCCCCAUGUACCUGUUCCUGCAGAACUUAUCCAUGGUGGAACUGGGUUUCAGUGCAGCUGUCAUGCCUGAAAUGCUGGUGAUCUUAUCCAAUGAGAAAGCGACCAUCUCGUUUGGGGGCUGUUUUGUGCAGAUGUAUUGCAGUCUUCUUUUUGGAGGGACUGAAUGUUUUCUCUUGGGGGCAAUGGCUUCUGACCGAUAUGCUGCCAUCUGCCAUCCUCUGACCUACCCGGUGAUUAUGAACAGAAGGGUUUUUGUGAAGUUAGUGAUGUUCUCGUGGUUCUCAGGGCUCACUGUGGCAACUGUGCAGACCACCUGGGUAUUUAGUUUUCCCUUUUGUGGGCCCAAUGAAAUUAACCAUCUGUUUUGUGAGACCCCCCCAGUGCUGAAGCUGGUGUGUGCAGACAUCUUCUUGUUUGAAAUCUAUGCCUUCACUGGCACCCUUUUGAUUGUCAUGGUGCCCUUCCUGCUGAUUCUCUUGUCUUACAUUGGAAUCCUCUUUGCCAUCCUGAAGAUGCCGUCGACCACUGGGAGGCAGAAGGCCUUUUCCACCUGUGCCUCCCAUCUUACGUCUGUCACUCUCUUCUAUGGCACUGCCAGCAUGACUUAUCUGCAACCCAAAUCCAGCUAUUCGCCAGACACCAAGAAGCUGAUCUCGCUGGCUUACACCUUGCUCACACCUCUGCUGAAUCCACUUAUCUACAGCCUGAGAAACAGUGAGAUGAAAAAGGCUUUUAUGAAAUUGUGGAGAAAGAAAGUGGCUUUCCACACAUCUGACUUGUGA
Molecule: messenger RNA, 951 nt
Organism: Dipodomys ordii (Ord's kangaroo rat)
Lineage: Eukaryota; Metazoa; Chordata; Mammalia; Rodentia; Heteromyidae
Product: olfactory receptor 10A3
Exons: 1
Coding region: 1-951 (316 amino acids)
Biological process (GO): G protein-coupled receptor signaling pathway
Cellular component (GO): membrane
Molecular function (GO): olfactory receptor activity; G protein-coupled receptor activity
Source: RefSeq, a predicted model, not a curated record